Helianthus annuus (common sunflower) is the source of this 879-nucleotide messenger RNA. RefSeq lists its product as uncharacterized. The coding region runs from base 279 to 716 and encodes 145 amino acids. The record is from RefSeq and is a predicted model, not a curated record. The transcript has a single exon. Lineage: Eukaryota; Viridiplantae; Streptophyta; Magnoliopsida; Asterales; Asteraceae.
GUAAAAUUAUAUGAUACAAAUAUUUAAUUGAUAAAAGGAGACAAGAUCCGUCCUAGAAUGAACCAAAAUUUGAGUUAAAGGUAACCUAGAAAUGGAAGCAAAAGCUUUCAUACUAUUCUAUUCUAUUGACAACACCCACAUGCUUGCUUACACUCUACACUUUGUUUCCACCAUUUUUAACACAAACUUCCAAGAAAAGAAGGAACCCAUUUUCAUCACAAGAAAAUGAGUCAUCUUCUUUCCUUCUCUCCCUCUAAUUCCUUACACAAGUUCGGGCCAUGGAACAACAAGAUUGGAACAUGAUGUGUGCGGAUUGUGUCGUUUUAUCAUGUUGUUGCCAAUGCUUGUUGCUACAACUCCUAGCCUUUGUGUUGCUUAAACUUCCUAGCAAAUUGGUCAAGAAAACAAAGCAUUACAUAAAGAGGAAGUUUGGGAACAAAAUGCGUGAUGGUGGGAAAAUGAUGAGAGUGAAAGUGGCUCGGUGUGCAGAAGAAGUUGUGGGGUGUCAAAAACCAAGAGACUCGAUGAGGGCUCGAGCACGAGCCGAGAGUUUUCGGCUAGAUGGGUUCGAUGGGUGCUUGGAGGAGGUGGAAGAGGUGUUGGAGGGGUUUUCUACAAAAGGUGAGUUUGGAUUUGGUAGUUUCUGGAGAGGAGAUGAUGGUAUUGAAGUUUAUUUUCCGGGUUGUCUUGUAAAACAAGAAUUUGGGGUGCAAUGAUCAUGCAUUUGGUCCUUUUAAGGGCCAUUAACAUAAUUUUAGCCUAUAAAUUUGGCAUUUCAUCCAACUAUUACACAUUGAAUUUAUUAUGUCUAGUUUUGAUUUUUUUUGAUACUCACUUCUAACAUGCUAAGACAAUAUCUUAAAUUUGACGAGGUGAUUA